Messenger RNA from Manihot esculenta (cassava), 519 nucleotides. RefSeq names its product probable 2-oxoglutarate-dependent dioxygenase SLC1. The transcript is spliced from 2 exons. The record is from RefSeq and is a predicted model, not a curated record. Lineage: Eukaryota; Viridiplantae; Streptophyta; Magnoliopsida; Malpighiales; Euphorbiaceae. The coding region runs from base 1 to 519 and encodes 172 amino acids.
AUGCAGCGAAGUUCUGGAGGAGUAUGCAAAAGAACACGAGAAGUGGCGAAUGAAUUGCUCAAAGGCAUUUCAAAAAGCUUGGGAUUGGAAGAAAAUUACAUAACAAAGAGAAUGGAAGUAGGGUCUCAGAUGGUGGUCGCAAAUCUUUACCCACCAUGUCCACAGCCUCAAAUCGCAAUAGGGCUGCCUCCUCAUUCCGACUACGGCCUCAUCACUCUCCUCAUCCAGAACCAACUCAUGCACAAUGGAUACUGGGUUCCUGUCAAUCCCCUCCCUGAUUCUAUAAUAGUCAACAUUGGUGACCAUAUGGAGAUACUAACAAACGGAAAGUAUAAGAGCGUGGUGCAUAGAGCGGUGCUAAAUAGCGAAGGGACGAGAAUUUCCGUAGGAACAGCCCACGGCCCACCGCUGGAUUGCAUUGUGAGCCCUGCACCAGAGCUGGCUAACCCAGCAGCAUAUCGUGGAAUCAAGUUCUGCCAACUUUCGGAAAAAACCUGCCUCGACCGUAUUCGACUAUAA